Molecule: messenger RNA, 4414 nt
Organism: Gordionus sp. m RMFG-2023
Lineage: Eukaryota; Metazoa; Nematomorpha; Gordioida; Chordodea; Parachordodidae
Product: metabotropic glutamate receptor 3-like
Exons: 5
Coding region: 25-4200 (1391 amino acids)
Biological process (GO): G protein-coupled glutamate receptor signaling pathway; regulation of synaptic transmission, glutamatergic
Cellular component (GO): plasma membrane
Molecular function (GO): group II metabotropic glutamate receptor activity
Source: RefSeq, a predicted model, not a curated record
AUUUUCAAUACUAUAAUAUUUAUAAUGUUAAUUAUGACAAUUAUGAUAUUUUUCGCUAUACUUCCUGGUCCUAUGUCGAAUUCUAUGUCAACAGUUUAUCAAUACUUAGACAGAUUCAUUAGUUUACUUCGUGACAUAAAUGAAAAGAUGUUGUAUUUCAAUAUAUUUAUGGCGGAAGCCGUUGCCUUAAAAUAUCCAGGUGACAUUAUCCUUGGAGGACUUUUCCCAAUUCAUCUCAAAGGCAACGAUGAGGCUCCCUGUGGAAACAUAAAUGUAGAAAGGGGGAUACAAAGGUUUAUGGCCAUGCUCUAUGCAGUAGAAUUGAUUAAUAAUGACACAAACCUAUUGCCUGGCAUUAAAUUGGGCGUCAACAUACUCGAUACCUGCGCCAGAGAGAAUUAUGCCUUGAAUCAAUCUCUCGAAUUUGUACGGGUCAAAAUGAGCUUAUUAGAGACUCAGGCAGCUGAGGUAGGCAGACAACAUCUAGAUAAAAGUAAAAACGUGUCAUCAACAAAUACUAGCAAUAUCCAGAUUGAUAAACAGUCGUUACACAAUUUACCAGGUUCUGGAAAGGAUAUUAUUUCAAGUAAAAUCAUAAUUAGUAACAUGAGUGAGCGCCAUAAUGAUUCCCGAUUUACUUCUGAGGAUGAAUUUGGAGAGGAAGGCGACGAAGCUAACUCCCUAGUAGGUGGAAAUUUGAUAUGCACUGAUGGAUCGGCACCCAGAUAUAAAAAAUUACCAACGCCAGUGCUGGGUGUCAUUGGGGGCUCGUAUAGUGGGGUUAGCAUUCAAGUGGCGAAUUUGUUGAGGCUCUUUAAAAUUCCCCAAAUAAGUUAUGCCUCGACGAGCAGUGUACUGAGUGAUAAAUCUCGUUAUGAUUAUUUUGCUAGAACAGUACCUCCCGAUCAAUAUCAGGCUCGGGCUAUGGUUGAUAUAUCCGUCAUGUUAGGCUGGACGUAUGUUUCGACUGUCGCUAGUCAGGGAGAUUAUGGGGAAUCAGGUAUAGAUUCAUUUAAUGCUGAAGCAAAAAAGAAAAACAUAUGUGUAGCCGUACCGGUCAAAAUACCCAUGAAUGCAAAACCAAUCGAUUUUGAUAUCAUUCUCAAAAGCUUAAACGAGAAGCCCAACGCUAAAGUUAUAAUUCUAUUCUUAAAAAUUGAAGAUGCGGCAGAUUUUUUAAAGGCCAUGAAAAGAUCUCAGCUUAAAAACGAUUUUGUUUUGAUAUCCGGAGAUGGAUGGGGACGUGAAGAAUUGGUUGUUAGAGGCAGGGAGGAGGUUGCUCAUGGGGCUAUAACUAUAGAACUACAAUCAAACCGAAUUCCAGGGUUUGAUACUUAUUUUAAAAGACUACACCCAUCUAACUUCAAAGCUGUUGAUAAAAUAUGGAGAAGUGGGGCACCUUGGCUAAUUGAAUUUUGGGAGCAACAGUUUAAUUGUGAUUUAGAUCUUAAAAAUUCCUAUUAUAGUAUUAAUCAAACAAAGAUAAAAAGAGAGAUCCUUUACAAUGAUAAGCUAAAUGUGAAGCAUUCAUUUGCGUUAUUAUCUAGAUAUAAUUUUUUGAAUAAAACUUCAAAUAAGAGCAAUUUCGAGAGUAAACCUAUUCAAAAUUCUUUGCUGAGCUUUUACAAAUCGCAACUAUAUCUUCUAAAUAUCAAAGAUUUAAAAAAAGAGGGCUCUAAUAUGAGACAAUCAUACAUAUCAGGCAAUAUCGAUUCCUCAAAAAUGCAUUUACCAUUAAUAAAUAUAUUAUCCGAAUGUCAUAAAUUUCCUAAGCGAUUUCUAUGUAUACAAAAAUUUAAAGGUGUAUUGCAAAAAAUAAAAAGAGCUCUAACUAAUAUUCCAAGUGUAGGAUUAUUUCAAAACACAGAAUCGACUGUUAAAAAUAUUCGAAUGAGAAAAAUUUGUGAUUGGAAUCAAGUCAUCGAUGACUCCAAUUAUAUGCAAGAAGGAAAAACUCAAUUUAUUAUUGAUGCUGUUUAUGCCAUGGCUCACGCACUGCACAAAUUUCAACAAGAUAGAUGUCGUAGAAAGAGGGGAGCUUGCAAGGAAUUGAAAAAAAUGGAUGGAGCCGAGCUUUUCAAGGGAUAUAUUCUUAAUAUGUCUUUCAUAAAUCCCUUUGGACAGACAAUAAGAUUAGACAACCACGGAGACGGUAUUCCCAAAUACAAUAUACUAAAUUACCGAUUUAAUCCUGUCACCAAAUUAUACGAGUACAAAUUGGUAGGAAUUUGGGAUGAAGGAUUAAAUUUAAACGUAAGCGAAAUUAAAUGGAAAAAUUCCCUGAUCAGUGAUGGCGCAGGCAAAGAUUACAGCGAUAAGAAAAUUAUCAAUCGUCAUGCAAUGUUAACUUCUUUCUAUUUGAAUGUAUCAUCACCUACUCAUACUCCAAUUUUACAAGAUGUUUUUGAUAUCAAAAGGAAAAUAAAAUUGAACAAAACUUCAUAUGUUAAAAAGGAUGAUUUAACAUUAUCUGUGACAUUCAUUGACAAAAUCAGAGUCGAUCCAAUUUACUCUGAGGACAUAGUAAUUGAUGCGAGUUACUCAGAUGAAUCGAUUGCCAAAAAGACUAAAGAUAUUAAAAUGGUAGAUUCAAAAAAUAUGUCUAAGGCUUUAAAAAUAAAACAAUCGCAGAAAACUGACCAUAAAAAUCUUUGCAAAAACAUAAAUAAAGAUGUCCAUGAUGAUAUUUGUAAUAAACAUGCUUCAAAAUUAAAUCAAAAAUUAAAAUCAACCGAUUUAAAAAAGGUGGACUACGAAAUUAUAAAAAUUAAAAUCCCUAUUUCCAGAUGUAGUGAGCCUUGUCAGCGAGGAGAAAUAAAAAAUAUGCAAAAGGGAGAAGUUUGUUGUUGGAUAUGUACAAAAUGUCAGCCCUGGGAAUAUGUGGUUAACGAGACAACCUGUUGGGACUGUGGCAUUGGUUGGUGGCCUAGAUCUCCUAAGCUUGAUUCGUGCUAUCAAUUACCAUUAAGAUACAUUAUAUGGAGUAGCAUAUACGCCAUAAUACCUAUAUGCAUAUCUUUAAUCGGUGUUUUAUUAACCACUUAUGUUGGUUUAAUAUUUUUAAUCAAUAUAGAUACCCCAUUAGUUAAGGCUUCAGGCAGAGAAUUAAGUUUCAUGCUAUUGGGUGGGAUCACGAUUUGUUAUUUGUGCACCUUUCCACUCCUAGCUAAACCAACUCUUUUGGUAUGUGGUUUGCAAAGGUUUAUGAUAGGUUUUGGGUUCGCCGUCAUGUAUUCAAGUUUGCUCACCAAAACAAAUCGUAUAUCUAGGAUUUUCAACAGUGCCAGUAGAUCUGCAAAGAGACCAACUUUUAUUAGUCCUACUUCACAAAUGGUUAUAGCUUUAAUCUUGAUAACCGUUCAAAUAGUCAUGAACGCUAUAUGGUUCUUGUUAGAGGUACCUGGGACAAGAAAUUUUUCCCCCGAAAACAAAAGGGAUAUUGUGAUACUGAAAUGCCGCAUCAAGGACACCUCAUUUCUUUUCUCCUUGGCUUACAACAUAAUAUUGAUAAUAAUUUGCACUGUGUACGCUGUCAAAACGAGAAAGAUACCUGAAAAUUUCAACGAAUCUAAAUUUAUUGGAUUUUCGAUGUAUACAACAUGCAUAAUUUGGCUUGCAUUUAUUCCUAUAUACUUCAGCACACUCAAUGAAUUUCAGAUUCAAACUACGACAUUAUGUAUUACUAUAAGUUUAAGUGCUUCCGUAACCUUAUUUUGCUUAUUUGGUCCUAAAAUAUAUAUAAUUGUCUUUCACCCCGAGAAGAAUGUUAGAAAAUUGACGAUGGGAUCCGCGGGUUAUGCUAAAACUGCCACCAAUAGUAGCUCAACAUACAAUCAAGAAUUAUUCAGUUCAGCUUGCACUGCUUCCAUUUUAGGCACUACCACCAUAUCUCUAUAUUCUAGAAAUCAAAUGAGCAAAAAUUCUCUCACGAACCAUAAUAUUCCUCUAAGAAUUGGAUUCAACAACAAUCACGAUGAACUUAAGAGUCAAAAAAGUAGUUUGAAUUCGGAAGAAGAAAUCUUAUUGGACAAAAAAAAAGAUUUAAUUUUUAAAAAUACUAUACCAAUUAUGAAAAACGACCCAUCUACCUCUCCAAUAAAGCUUAAAGUAAAUCAUGUAUUAAAUAAUGCCGAAAACAAAUCUAAAACAACUAACGUUAAAAGGGCACGUAUAAUUGAAGAAAGCCUUACUUCAUUUUAAAUCAUUUUAUUUAUUUAAAAUUGUUAUCAUUAAAACUGAAUAAAAAUAUUUAUUAAGUUUAUUUAAUAAUAACUAUAAUAUUAUUAAAAUUAAUGUUAAGUAAUUAAUUAUGUGCGUCAGAAUGUUGGAAAUAUGAAAUAAAUUAUCUAGUAUAAUAGGCUUAUUAAAUAUUUGAUUUUCGUGUUUGUGAAGCAGGAAGAAAAAUUUUAAUGCU